ACGGGCCGUCCUGGCAAAGUCAAAACACUUAGUCUGGCCCUUUCAGGUGAGGACCUCCUUCCCUAUCCAGGCACAGUACCAGUCCAAGCCCCCUUUAAUUUCCCAUGACUCCCCGCGUACUCAAGCCCCGCCCCCAGCCCCCCGGCUCCGCCCCGAAGUUUGAGGGGUGUGGAUGGUUUGUGACCCCCUCAUCCGAUUCUACCCCUCACCGGCUGGGCGAACUGGGCCUGGGAACGGCGGCCGGGACCAGGCAGCCUUUCGACUCGGGUGAGCCCACGGACCCCUCUCCAGCGCCGCGGGAAUAGGACCGCCCAGACGCGGAGCCUUCGCCUCAGAAAAGGCAGGGUCGGGGACCCUCCACACCGGGCGGGCAGGGUCGCUCGGAGGCAGAGGAGGGAGCAAAGGCCUCUGAGGUGGGAGCCCUGGCGUCCUGCCCGGCCCCUGCCCACGAAAGUUCCCUGUGUCUGUGCCAGUCGUCUUCGCCUCUGUUCGCCGCAGUUUUCUUUUCUGUAAACCAGGGAGAAUGACAGUAAGCUUCUUACCAUCAGGGGUUAGUCGUGCGGGUGAUAAAUAAUUGCUCCCCUUUAUUUAUUGAACAAUUGCAAUGUGCCAGGCACUGUGCUAAGUAUCUUGCUUCGAUGAUUUUCCAUCAUCUUCAGAACAACCUUAUGAGCGUGGACCCAGUCAGCAGCCAGGCCAUGGAGCUCUCUGAUGUCACCUUCAUUGAGGGUGUGGGUAAUGAGGUGACUGUGGUGGCAGGUGUGGUGGUGCUGAUUCUAGCCUUGGUCCUAGCUUGGCUCUCUACCUACGUAGCAGACAGCGGUAGCAACCAGCUCCUGGGCACUAUUGUGUCAGCUGGCGACACAUCCGUCCUCCACCUGGGGCAUGUGGACCAUCUGGUGGCGGGCCAAGGCACCCCAGAACCAACGGAACUUGCCCAUCCAUCAGAGGGUAAUGAUGAGAAGGCUGAAGAGGCUGGCGAAGGUGGGGGAGAUUCCACAGGGGAGCCUGGAGCUGGGGGUGGUGUUGAGCCCAGCCUUGAGCAUCUGCUUGACAUCCAAGGCCUGCCCAAAAGACAAGUGGGCCCAGAGAGCAGCAGUCCAGAGGCCCCCCUGAGAUCUGAGGAUAACACCUGCCUCCCGCCCAGCCCUGGCCUCAUCAAUGUGCGGCUCAAAUUCCUCAAUGACACCGAGGAGCUGGCUGUGGCUAGGCCGGAGGAUACUGUGGGUGCCCUGAAGAGUAAGUACUUCCCUGGACAGGAGAGCCAGAUGAAACUGAUCUACCAGGGCCGCCUGCUGCAGGACCCAGCGCGCACACUGCGUUCCCUGAACAUCACUGACCACUGUGUGAUUCACUGCCACCGCUCACCCCCAGGGUCAGCUGUUCCAGGCCCCUCAGCCUCCCUGGCUCCCUCCUCGGCCACUGAGCCACCUAGCCUUGGCGUCAGUGUGGGCAGCCUCAUGGUGCCUGUGUUUGUGGUGCUGUUGGGUGUGGUCUGGUACUUCCGUAUCAACUACCGCCAGUUCUUCACAGCACCUGCCACUGUCUCCCUGGUGGGAGUCACCGUCUUCUUCAGCUUCCUAGUAUUUGGGAUGUAUGGACGAUAAGGACGUAGGGAGAAAAUGAAAGGCAUGGUCUUCCUCCUUUAUGGCCUCCCCCUUUCCUGGCCAGAGCUGGGCCCAAGGGCCUGGGAGGGAGGGGUGGAAAGGAUAAGGUAGGUCCUCCUCCAUAGGCUACUGGAGGCAGAACAGGGCCUUCCCUUCACGUUCACGAGGGUACAGAUAUCCCCUCUGUGCAAGCACAACUCAGGUAGAAAUGAGAAUGUCCUCUUCCUUCACUUUUAGGGUCCUGAAGUUCAGAGCCAAGCUGGUGGCCCAGCUCACUGGGGAGUCUGGGCUCUGAGGAUUCCCUCCCAGCUGUGGCCUAGCUCUUCUCAUUGUCCUGCAUGUCUGUUCCUCAGUACCCAGGGCUGCCUGCCAGGGCAGCUCAGCAUGGCCCCAGCAUCCUUCUGUAGGGACCCUGGAGGAUCUUUAAAUUCCCUAGAGAAAUAUCCACCUUAUGAAACUAAAAUCACACAGGCAGGCAGGAAGAUCGCGUCAGCUUUCCCUACGGCACCCAGCUGCCUCUGCCUUCUCCCUCCACCCCUGUAGCAGGAAUAGGGUGUUCUCCAUGUUCUGGACAGUUUCCAGUGUUCUCCCUUUUUUCAAAGCACUUUGCUUGUAUUUUUUUUUUUUUUAAAUGGUCCUUUAUAGAGCUCAGUCAGGAAGGGGAUUGGGGCACAAAGCCAAGACCCCAGCAUUGGGAGAGGCCAGGCCACAGCUGCUGCUACCCUAGGCCUGAGGCUGUAAGCAAGAGACAGCUCUGGCCCUCAGCCAGUGUCCUACCCUACCCACUCCAAGGACAAGCUCUGGAUAUGGAGCACUGGGCCCCAGGCCCUUGCCUCUGGGGCUCUUGGAUGGUCAGUGUCUGUGACUGAAUAAAGUUCCAUUUUGUGGCUGUGGAGCCUCUUUCUGUGA
Messenger RNA from Equus caballus (horse), 2516 nucleotides. RefSeq names its product transmembrane and ubiquitin like domain containing 2 (gene TMUB2). The record is from RefSeq and is a predicted model, not a curated record. Lineage: Eukaryota; Metazoa; Chordata; Mammalia; Perissodactyla; Equidae. Gene Ontology annotation, molecular function: protein binding.